UAACGGAACAAUGAAUACAAUGAAACAGCCCCUAAUCUGAGUAAGGACAACAACAAAAAAGAUGUGCCUGCUGUUGCACCGCCAUAAUCCCGCCACGAAAACCCAAGUCCUUUCGUGCUUGGGUGGCACAGAGUCUCUACCCGCCUCUCAUGAAUAUCUUGUGGACCGCGCGGUAGCUUAAUCACAUAUGAUGCUCGUACUGCUAGCCAAGCCUGUUGCCUCCACCGUGUGGUUAUCCAUCUACCGUUGUCAGUGGUCCCAGGAUUUGAGGGGAUGCGCCCCCGCCGUCCUCCUAUUGUGUUUCGCUUGAACAAACUGUAUGGCUCCCCAGGGCAGCAGUGUUGAGCAAUGUCGGAUUGAACAUGGAAUUCAUGUGACAUUCUGGUUCGGAACUGGCAAUAUGUGCGUGCGGCUUGUGUGACUGGAGUGGUGAGACAGCGGCUUUUUGGGAUACGCGGAGUACAAGGAAGUACCGACGCACCUUGUGUAAUAGAGAACCAUGAGCACUGUGGAGGAGGACUCGGACCACAUGAUACCAUGAAGAGAAGCCUGCAGGUCCUGCGCCGCCAGCUGCUGAGUGUUCUAGCGAUCCUAGCUGUGGGAGUGGUGUCCUCUACCCAGGAGCUGUACCCCAGCCGGACCCCCGAGGACCCUGUCUCCAUGUCAGCGCCCCACAGCAGCCCCCCUAACCCACUCCUGCCUCUCCCAGACUGGCAGCAGGAGGGCUCCAGCAGUGGGGACCCUUGGUCCCCCCAGGGAGGGGCGCUGCCCACAGGCAUCAUCAAGCCCACCACAGCCCUCAGCUCCUGGGGCUGGCAUCUAACCCACCACACCAGCCUGGCACACAUUGUGACAACACCCAGUAAAGACAGCCUCAUUCAUGCUGCAGUUACUUUCAGUCCUAACACUGUAAACUCUGUGAGAGUAAACCAAGACCCUGGCCCUAGCUGUGUCAGCCCCAGUCCAGUCAAGCAGGCCCAUUCCCCCAGCUCUGGUGCUCUUAACCCAGGCCACAGCUCCAAUUCUCUCAGUGCAGACCAGGGCCUCUUGCCCAACUCAGUCAAUCAAGCCCAUAGCCCAGAUCCUGUUAAUGUUAACCAGGGCAACAGCCCUCCUAGCCCUCCCAGCUCUGCUGGCCCACAGAGUGAGGUAGCUCCAGCUGCGGUGGAGGGGGCUCCAGACUCUGGGUCUGCCCUGGCUUCUUCUUUGCCCAGCCCGCUCACAGAGAGAGAGGAUACUCUGGGCCCGGAGCUUGGUGGUCCCCCGGCCCCCACACACACCCAGGAGCCCCAGGGGGGGAAUGUCAAGGAGCCCACAGACCCCAGUCAGCAGGACUUCACCACUGAGCUGCAGCCUUCCUCUCUCUCCUCCUCCUCUUCAUCAGAGGAUGCUUCUCUAGAUCAGACCCUCAGGGAGCAUGUUGAAGCCACGCCCAAGCUUUCCCGACCCCACGCCAUCACCCUACGGGAGGUGCACCCCCUGGUCAACGAGGACCCCACCCUGGAGCUCAAAACAGAUGGCAAUGUCACUUUUCAUAGCGGCAGUGUGGAGGGCAUCCCUGGCGAGGACCCCUCCUCCCAGUGGAACAGCUCGUCCGCUACGGAGCCCCCCUCCACAGCCAGUGGGAAUUUUCUGAACCGACUGUUCCCCGCCACCACUGCAGACCCCUGGGGUCCUGGUAAUGGCUCCAGCCCCACUCUGGACUCACCGCUGUCCAGCGCCACCAUCUGCCUGAGCAAGAUAGACAUUGUGUGGAUCGUGUUGGCCAUCAGUGUGCCUGUGUCCUCGUGCUCUGUCCUGCUGACCGUGUGCUGUAUGAGGAGGAAGAAGAAGUCUUCGAAUCAGGAGAACAACCUGAGCUACUGGAACAAUGCCAUCACCAUGGACUACUUCAACAGGCAUGCGGUGGAGCUGCCCCGGGAAAUCACGUCCCUUGACAAUGCUGAGGAGUGGAUGCCGAGGCUGGAACAUGUUUAGGAUGCUCGUGGUGACACACAGGAGCAGGAGACGUGUCUACCCCCUAACGGGGACUACAGAGGCAGCGGGGUGGUGCUGGUUAACCCUUUCUGCCAGGAGACCUUGUUCAUCAACAGAGAGAAGUCCUGCGACAUCUAGAGAGGAGGGACGUUGGUCUUGUGGCCAUGUCCUGAAACCACCAAUACAAGACUGUCAAAAAUAAAAGUCUGACUUUCAAAAUUAAAGUCCCCCGCCACGGCUUUCUCCCUACACUGUCAUUUUUAUAUAUGUGGUAAAUCUUCAGAGACUCCCACUUUAUAUUGCACAUUAUGAAUAUAUAGACAAGACUAAAAGAAGAGCUAAUAACAGACACUAUUUACUAUGAGGGUGCACCCGCAUAUUUUUCUGAUGUACAUUUUCUACAAAUGCUUAAUUGUGAUAAGGGUUUUUAUGUCUUUAUAAAGCACUGAGUAUGUGGGAUUUCCAUUUUGUUACAGUGGCUUAAUGGUGAGAACAUUGUGGAUGUGGCCACUUGAAUUCUGCUUUAGAGAGAAGAUAUUCUGUAAGAACGUUAUGUUUCAUUUUCUUUUUAAUCAAACCCCAAAUAAUUACUGAAAAUCCUGUUGAACUUGAAUUCUGUACCUACGAGAUUUAGGGCAAUGUUUGUGAGACCAGGUUUUAGUAGAAGAAAUGGAGGUGUUAUAAUUUGAACUGCCUCUGUAGCAGGGGGACUGUCUGUCUGUGUCUCUCUCUCUUUGCCUAUCUCUUUCUCUCUCUCUCUCUCUCUCUCUCUCUCUCUCUCUCUUUGCCUAUCUCUCUGCCUCUUUGCCUCUCUCUGCCUCUUUGCCUCU
This is a messenger RNA of Salmo salar (Atlantic salmon), 2807 nucleotides long. RefSeq lists its product as uncharacterized. Lineage: Eukaryota; Metazoa; Chordata; Actinopteri; Salmoniformes; Salmonidae. Gene Ontology annotation, cellular component: early endosome; axon; endosome membrane. Gene Ontology annotation, biological process: retrograde axonal transport; dendrite extension; postsynaptic density organization. The record is from RefSeq and is a predicted model, not a curated record.